Molecule: messenger RNA, 2166 nt
Organism: Camponotus floridanus (Florida carpenter ant)
Lineage: Eukaryota; Metazoa; Arthropoda; Insecta; Hymenoptera; Formicidae
Product: UDP-glucuronosyltransferase 1-3-like
Exons: 6
Coding region: 466-2043 (525 amino acids)
Molecular function (GO): UDP-glycosyltransferase activity
Source: RefSeq, a predicted model, not a curated record
UUUGAAUAUUCUAUGAGUUUUAUAAUAACAAAGUAAGCAGAAUACGAUAGACAAGAAUGACUUACAUUACCAUACAUUACUAUACAUUAUCAUACUUAUCACCAAUGUUAUCAUUUCGUAUACACAAUCAAGUGAAAAUUUUAGUCACAAUGCAUUAUUAAACCUUUGCGGUCGGAGUCGCCCGACGAGCGCAGAAAACUUAACUCUUUAGUCUACUAUAUAUACUACCACGCGUAUGUUAUCGUUCAGAAAGAUAGACGUACGCGAGCCGCUUCAUAAUACGUCUCCGCAGCUGUAAACUCAAUUGGGCGGCUAUAUGCCGACACGCGUCCGCAAGGAAAUAGUGCAAUUUAUCUUUACAAUUAGCAAUUGGCUAGCUACUUCUUACAUGAAUCAAAGUUAUAUAAGUCAAAUAAGUUGGAUAUAAUAAGUAUUAAACGCAGAAGCAGUGACUAUCAAAUCAACAUGAAGCUACUAUCGAUUCUUUUCGCGAUUCUGAUCUGCGAUCAAGUUGUUGAUGGUUAUCGCAUUCUCGGAAUAUUUCCGUAUAACGGUAAAAGUCACUGGAUUAUGCAAGAAGAAUUGAUGAAAGGCUUAGCGAAACGUGGCCAUCAAGUUGACGUAGUCACACAUUUUCCGCAAAAGAAGCCGAUACCCAAUUAUACGGAUAUCAGUUUGGCGGGUAGUAUGCCGCCUGUUAUGAACAAUUUCACCGCAACGACAGUCAAAGACAUAGCAGUCAGCAUGAUAUUGAUUGGAUCAUUUGCUUAUACAGCCGGGAUAAAAGUUUGUCAACUGAUGGAUCACCCGAAGAUACAAGAACUGAUCAAGAACCCGCCGCAGAAUCCUCCUUAUGACAUAGUUAUUACGGAGUUGUUUGCGACACCGUGCUACCUGGCCUUUGGCCGUCAUCUCAAUGUUCCCAUAGUCGCUACGGUGGCUAGUAUUUUUCACGAUUGGCUCAACGAGGUGUCCGGCAAUCCAUUUAAUCUCGCUUACAUUCCAAGCUUGCUCUCGACAUACACCCAACGCAUGAGUUUCACGCAACGAGUGGCAAACGUUAUUUUAUCAAACUACUUCUCAGCACAAGUACAUUAUGAAACGAAUUCACAAUUGGAAUUCGUGAAAAAGCACUUUGAUAUAGAUGUGUCACACAUAAAGGACUUGUACCGCGACAUAGCUUUGUACCUGGUCAAUACUCAUCACUCGUUACACGGAAUUAGGCCAAUGACCACUAAUGUAAUCGAAGUCGGCGGUGUGCAUCUCAAGGACGACGAUCCAUUGCCGCCGGAAGUGCAAAAAUGGUUGGACGAAAGCAAGAAUGGUUGUAUUUAUUUUACGUUCGGUUCCAUGGUAAGGAUUGAAACUUUUCCGAAGGAAAUAACAGAACAAUUCUAUGCAUCUUUCGAGAAGAUCGCGCCAGUUCGUGUGCUGAUGAAGGUCGCGAAGAAAGAAGAUUUGUUGCCAGGAUUACCGAAGAAUGUCAUGACGCAAUCUUGGUUUCCGCAGAUCUCCGUUCUAAAACAUAAAAAUACACGUGGUUUCAUUACGCACGGCGGCGGCUUAGGAACACAAGAAUCGAUAUAUUGUGGAGUUCCUAUGAUAGGCAUUCCUCUUUUCGGUGAUCAGCGCAUCAAUAUUCAAAAUUACGUCAACAAGAAGGUGGCUGUCGCCUUUGAAUCAAUAUAUGAUGUUACCGAGGAGAAAUUAACUUCCGCAUUAAAUAAAAUCUUAAAGGAUCCUUCUUAUUAUAAAAAUGUACAGAGACUUUCAAAACUGUUUGUCGAUCGACCGAUGAGCGCCUUGAACACGUCCAUAUUUUGGAUAGAGUACAUCGGGAAACAUGGAAAUGUGCUUCAAUCACCAGCGAUUGAUCUCUAUUGGUGGCAACUAAACUUACUCGACGUUUAUGCCUUUAUAGUUGCCGUGAUUAUUAUAGCACUUUGUAUCGUGCUGUUUGUUCUACGAAAAUUGAAGAAUCUUUUAUUUGGAUUGCCCGCAAGGAAAGACAGCGCAGCGAUUAAAUUGAAGAAGAACAAGUGAAAAAACAUUGCGACACGUACUGUACAAGUGUGUAUUAUUUUAUUUUUUACCUUAUUCUACGAUUACUCUACGUGAUUAAAUGGGUGAUUAUUAUUUAAUGAUAAUAGCUUCUUUAUUAUGAUC